Molecule: messenger RNA, 1289 nt
Organism: Jaculus jaculus (lesser Egyptian jerboa)
Lineage: Eukaryota; Metazoa; Chordata; Mammalia; Rodentia; Dipodidae
Gene: Tldc2
Product: TBC/LysM-associated domain containing 2
Exons: 7
Coding region: 165-827 (220 amino acids)
Biological process (GO): response to oxidative stress
Cellular component (GO): nucleus
Source: RefSeq, a predicted model, not a curated record
UUCUGGGUGUAGCCUUCUCUGGGAGAUCCAGGACACAGCUGAGGAAACCGGCACUGAAUGAGCUGCAGGCCAUCACCUGGGGCCCAGAGCCUGGUGGGCCUUGCCUUGUGGCACUUUCUUUCCCAAGGCUGAAGUGUGCCUCUGUGCUGGGCUAUGACAGGAGAAUGAAAAGUCUCCGCUGGCGUUACACUCGGCUGCCCACCCAGAUGGAGGACACCCUGUCUGGGGGGGAAAGGGAAGAGGAAGAAGAGGAGGAGAAGCAGGAAGAGGAGGGAGCCGCCCCAGGCCCUGAAGAGCCCGUGGCACCCCAGCUAACAGAAGCCAGCCAGGUCCUGGGAACCUCAGAGAUUAGGCAGCACUGUCCCCAGCUCUGCGACCACCUCCCCCCGAGGGUCACUGGCUGCCCGUGGAGUCUGGUCUUUUGCACGUCCAGGGACGGCUUCAGUCUGCGGAGCCUGUACCGGCAGAUGGAGGGCCACAGUGGACCUGUGUUGCUGGUACUGCGGGACCAGGAUGGGCAGAUGUUCGGCGCCUUCUCCUCCUCGGCGUUCCGGCUCAGCAAAGGGUUCUAUGGCACGGGGGAGACGUUUCUCUUCUCCUUCUCCCCGCAGCUGAAGGUCUUCAAGUGGACAGGAAGCAACUCUUUCUUUGUAAAAGGAGACUUGGAUUCACUGAUGAUGGGCAGUGGAAGUGGCCAUUUUGGACUGUGGUUUGAUGGAGACUUGUACCACGGGGAGAGCCACCCCUGUGCCACCUUCAACAAUGAGGUCCUGGCCCGGCAGGAGCAGUUCUGUAUCAAGGAGCUGGAGGCCUGGGUUCUGAGCUGAUGCCCCUUGGCCACAGGUGCUCCGCCGAGGCCGCCCAGGCCUUCCUCAUACAGGGCGGCCAUUCUGUCUGACCUUGGAGGACGAAGAACCCCCAUGUGCACGGCAGCAGUUGGCCAGUCUCCUCAUACCCUGCAGACCCAAACUGGGACAGGGACAGGCACUGCUCUCUGCAGAGGUGACUGUGAAGUGUGCAGGACACCCUUACCCAAGAAGCAUGAAAAUUAUCUUAAUAGAACUUCAACAGCUAGAAACCUCAGAAGGCUGAAAACAACAACAAACAGGCUGCAUCCUGAGAUUCCCGACCUCUGGGGUACAGACACGGUACACGGGCCUGUAGUCACUGACAAUGAACUCCAGAUGCAUGUACCCCUUGUGCAUCUGGCUUACGUGGGUCCUGGAAUCGAACCUGGCUCCUUUGGCUUUGCAGGCAAACGCCUUAACCACUAAGCCAUCUCCCCAGCC